Messenger RNA from Toxotes jaculatrix (banded archerfish), 2812 nucleotides. It is a transcript of the gene tespa1, whose product is annotated as thymocyte expressed, positive selection associated 1. Lineage: Eukaryota; Metazoa; Chordata; Actinopteri; Toxotidae. Gene Ontology annotation, molecular function: signaling receptor binding. The transcript is spliced from 12 exons. The record is from RefSeq and is a predicted model, not a curated record. Bases 331 to 2397 code for a protein of 688 amino acids.
UGCAAAGUCACUUCCUACAGCCUGCCGCUCAAACCCCAUCCCCUGUGACGGUCCGCGCAAAUUCAACCAGACACACAUCUGGCAUUGCUAAAGAGGAAAUUACCCGAAACUCGUAAUCUUGCAUUGAUCACCGAAAGAAAAAAAUAAAUAAAUAAAACGUCAGAACAGGCUAGAUGCCUUUAAUCAGUUUGCUUAAGACUGCAGGUAAGUUUCAAACUAAGCCCGAGACAACAGGAAACGAGAGAAGGAGCGCCACUGACACAGAACUGAAACCUGCGUCGAUGAAGCUUCAGUCCCACCAUGUUCCCUGGCUGUCUGUGAACUAAGGCGAUGGAGAGCCCGUCCUCCACAGUGAGGCGGCGAGCCUGGAUCAACAGCAGCCGACAGUGGCCCACUUUGGAGGACUUGGACCCCGAAGGGCCACUGUGCAACCUCCCUUCUGCCUCUAUAGCAGACGAUGACGUCUUUUCUGAUGGAUGCUUCACAGGAAAGAUUGAGAACUGGCUCUUGGGUUGUGGGUCGGAGGCCCGCACAGAGAACACUGGCCAGCUUAGUUUUGAGUCUGCACUCAAAGCCAGCAACUUGGACGAUGACCUAAGUCUUGGUGCUGAUGCUUCUGUGUUAAAUAGUGGAGAAAUAUCAUGUGAAGCUGGCCUCACACAGAAUCCUUCCCUAAAUCGACGACACAGCAGACUCACCAGCAGCACGCCUCGUCAUGGACUAUGUCUGCCGUCACUGAACUUGGGCCACAGCAUGGCCUCCAGCUGCCUCUCCUCCUCCACCUGUAAAACAACAUCAAGUGUGUCAGAGGUCCUGCAGAUGUGUUCGGAAGAUGCAGAGGAGACGUUGUAUGAGCUGGGUUUCGGCUGUGAUGAGCCACAGGUCACUGUUCGCAUCCCUCCUCGCUUCUUCACCUUCCCCUCUCAAGCUCAGGGCAUCAACUUCCGCCUCUUCCUGGACUCACAGCUGCGGCGGAUACGAGAAGAGGACCCCAGCCUCUCUCUUGCUAGUCGUUUCAGACAAGUCCAAGUGCUCACAGCAAUGGCCAACGCUUUUUACUCCCUCUACUCCCACGUGUCUCGCACCCCUCUUCAGAAACUGGCCACACCAGAGUUUACCUUCUCGUCUCCCGUGGAGAGAAUUGAACGCUUCAGGAGCAGCAUUCGCAGUGAGCCACGUUCUCCGGUGGAGAGGCUAAAGGAUACCGUUUCCAAGAUGUGCCUCUACACAGGCUCCCCUCGAGGGUCAGAUUCCACCUCUCCACAGCCCUCCCCCAGGAAGAGGUCCAGCCUCCCUGAUGUUGUGGAUAUAGUCCUGGUGAAAGUCAAGACCGGGUCUUCUAAGAAACUGGACAUGGGGGAUUUUAGUAGAAGUAAUUCAGCUGUGGAUGUUAGGCUAGUCACGGAUGAUGAUGAAGCCUGUAGCAGUGGGAAAGAAGAGCAAACACAGCAGACUGUGGCGAACACUGACAUUCUUCAGAGUGGAAAUAUCUGUCAUAAGGAGAUGCAGAGCAGUAAACAAACUGAUAAUACUGAUGCUGUUGAAAACGAUUUCCAACCCACAGACCCUGACGACAGGACUCACAGUAUAAGAACAUCUCUAGCCUCAUCAUUAUCAGGAGAAACUGUGAUAGAAGCAGACCAUCAGUUUCUUUCAUGUCAGGCAGAGCAGGACUCAAAUUCGACUCAAAGUGACACAAGGACAGCUGAGCUAAAGUCUGUUGCCAAGGUUACAUAUGAUCUAAUCUGCCCGCAGAUAGUCGAAAGUGUACACCAGGCGCCUUUCUGCUGUCAACGCACACACAGUCCAAAAACAAACACUUACAAACCUCUUAUCUCCUCUGAGACAGAAAGCACAGAUACAUCGUGUCCUGGAUCACAAAAUCCCCACACACAAACCCCUAUCUCUGAGCCUGAUGAGGACUCAUACACAGGAGAAGCCAGACUGGGGGAUGCAUCCAGACCAGUUCCCGUCCUGUCCCCCAGUGGCAGCUUUACCCAAUACUGCAUCACUGUGACUGGCUGGGAUGGGGAUGAUGCCUCUUCCUGUUCCUUGAACUCACCAGAUUCCAGUCAAACUUCACCCGUCUUGCCUGUCCAGACAUGUGAGGAGUCUUUUAAUGAGGGGAAAACUCAGUACCUGAAUCCGCUGACACAUCGGGGCCCAGGGCACUUCUCCAAUAACCUACAACAGGUUAACUCUUUUGAGCUGGAGGAGGUGCAUAGCGCAGGAGAGGAAGAUUUCGGACAGUCAGAUACUCCAAGGACAACAACCUCACCAUUGUCCACAAAAUGUCAGUACAAAGGUGAAGUGGUCCGGGGUGACAGCGUGCAGUCAGACAGCAGCGGCUAUGCAGACGAAGAAGUCAGUCCCUCAUCAGACAGACAUGGUAGAUGACAGGAAACAGAGAGCUCCAUGUAGUCUUUUCUCACCUGUGGAUGUUUUUCCUGCACUAAAGAUUUAAUUUUACACAACUCAUGAUUUGGAAAGUACAGCCAAGCAAGGGCCUAUAGUCAAGCAGGCCCAAAAGAUUAAAAUGUCAUUGAAAAGUUUAGGAUAUGCAGAGCAUCCAGUUUUUCACCAGUGCUCAUACUCUAUACAGAAUAUUGUAAAUAAGUAAACAUAAAGUCACUGAAAGGCUUUCCUGUGUGGUUCAUUUUUGAAUAGAAUGGUCAGUCAAUCUGGAAUUACGGCAUGUUCGAUUUAUAAGUUUGCAGUAAAUUUACAGAAAACGAUUUAUUGGAAACAAAGUCAAUUUCACAGGGAGUUCACACUUUAGUUCACAGUAAAAAAAAAAAAAAAAAAAAAAAAA